This is a messenger RNA of Moneuplotes crassus, 264 nucleotides long. Lineage: Eukaryota; Ciliophora; Spirotrichea; Euplotida; Euplotidae. The record is from the annotation of a GenBank genome assembly.
UUUAAUAAAAUGGAUAGACUUGGAAAAAGAUCAAUUGGAGGAAGAAGAGGGACAAAACAGAAAAAAAUGAAGAUUUCUCCGCAGAUGAUGAAUUACCAAGAUGGAAUCUUUGAUGAUGAUAUGGGAGGAAUGGGUGGAAUGGACUUUAGACAUAAGAUGCAAGAUUUCGAAACUGUUGGUGCCUAUAUGGAUUUCACAGAUGAUUUUGAUGAAGAUGACUUAAAAUAAAGCCAAUUCAGAAAUUUGGCAAAAAUGGGUCUAAAU